Aspergillus thermomutatus is the source of this 2025-nucleotide messenger RNA. Its product is annotated as putative R3H and G-patch domain protein. The coding region runs from base 1 to 2025 and encodes 674 amino acids. Lineage: Eukaryota; Fungi; Ascomycota; Eurotiomycetes; Eurotiales; Aspergillaceae. The record is from RefSeq and is a predicted model, not a curated record. The transcript has 2 exons. Gene Ontology annotation, molecular function: nucleic acid binding.
AUGCAGCAAGAAGCACGAAACACAGAGGGGCGCAAUAUAUGGCGGACGGGUACUAAUUUUCGUCACCAGGCAGUGCAGUUUGUGAGUGCAGGACUACAACAAAAUGAAGAGAAACAACUGGAUUCUUUGGACAACAUGCAACACGAGGAAAUAGCAAUGACACCACUUGAAUUGCCCCCAGAACAAGCAUGCAACGAAGAGUCCAUGGGAUAUCCGCACCCUGCUAUUAUUGCCCCGGAUGGGGAGAUUCCCACAUAUACCGAGCAUACAGACCACAUCACCUCCGCAGGGGACAACACCAGCGAGGACGAAAUAGUGUUUACUGGCCGGCACCAUAAAACAGAGUACGCUCGAGGACCACCAGACAGAAUCCGAUCUCCGAUAUCAAGGCCACCCAGGCAACACAACGCUAGGAGCCCUGCUCGUCAAGAAGAGCAUGAAAACUCCGACUGUCGCCGAGGACACGAAAGUAGCACCCAGCAUAAUUGCUUAAGGCAGCCAUGGCGAUCACAUCACAGCCACGAAAUACCGAUCCAAUCAUGUCCCACGACAGGAAACACGACGGCGGACCAACUGCAUACCACGAAAUUGUCACUGACAGCGCGAAUCGAACGAAUACAGCCGCGCGCCAUUAGUGAGAGUGUUGAUUUCAUACCCUUCAAUUCCAGGCGCCCAUCAACCAGGAAGAACUAUACGAAACUUCUCGAAGACGAAGAAAAUGACAUAUUGGCCGAUUACAUCGCGAAUAUUGACGAUGACUACGAAGAAUCUUAUCAGUGGACUGAUUUGUAUCGCAGUACAAGUACCGAGUCCGGCAACGGUCAAAUUACCAGGCUGGCGUCUGCGCUUGUCUCCGCUGAACCAAUCAAUGGCAACUAUUCCGAGUCAGCAAACAACGAGGAGGAAAUAAUCCUACGUGAACGCGGUCAAAUGUUGGCUGAAUGCGAAGUUGAGAAGGAUCACGGCCUGACUUCCAGACCUAUGCUCAGUCGACUACAUUCAAACACUCAACACAUACUGAAGACGCCAGGAUUUACUGCUAAAACAAAUGGAUUCGGGGUGCUCUGCACGAGUUCAACGGACGAGGCCCAUAGCUCCACGAGCUCUUCCGCAUGCAGUGAUACUGAAACGAAAGAAAUCGAUGGGUUUGUCCUUGAAAGUGAAGCUGAGCGUUGCGAGCACUCGGAGACCGAGAGAGAGAGCAGUUAUCGGUCUCGGUCGCACCGUAACCGCAGUAAAGCAAAAGAAGAAUAUUUUGUUUCGGCAACCGCCUUUGCCGAUGCAUUGGAGUCGGACCCAUUUUAUGGAUUCGAUAUAAUGGACUUCAACAGACCCAGCCUGCGGAACAAAACGAAAGGGAAGCAGCCUGCUUUUGAUCUGUCAUUAUCUGAUAGCGAGUUGGAAUUGGAACUGAAACGGGCAUGGCGGAAUGACAGAGAGAAGAAAAAGACAAGGAAACAGAAGAGAGAAGAGCUUCGUGCUGAAGGCCUACUCGGUCGAAAUGCAAAUGCGCCUGAUCUCAGAGCGAAGUAUUCAAGUGGCUUUGAUGUCGAGGAUCUGAAAUCGGAAAUGCGCAAUUUCUUGCUAUCGUCGAAAGACAGGAAGUUUGUGCAUGACAUGGCAGACGCACUGUCACUCAAAUCGCAGUCCCGCGGCAAAGGGUCGUCCAGGUUUCCCAUGCUUUACAAGAUCUCCCGCACCCCGAGGUAUACACAGAAAACAAUCAUACAGGUCGACAAAAUAUUCUCGAAAGCGCAAUUCUCUCACCGUGGCCCCAAGUCACGGUCCCAGAACAACAAGAAACCGGCAAAGGCUCCCCGUGGUCGCCCUACAUCCUCUGUCAGCUACAUGGAAGGCGACGUCGUUGGAGCAUCAGCACCGGAAAUUGGAGCGGAAAACAAGGGAAGAGCCAUGCUCGAAAGGAUGGGAUGGAGUUUGGGAACCCCGCUCGGUGCCAUAAAUAACAAAGGCAUUCUGUUGCCGGUUGCGCAUGUCGUGAAGAAUUCCAAGGCUGGCCUGGGGUAG